Messenger RNA from Pseudocercospora fijiensis CIRAD86, 990 nucleotides. RefSeq lists its product as uncharacterized. Lineage: Eukaryota; Fungi; Ascomycota; Dothideomycetes; Mycosphaerellales; Mycosphaerellaceae. The transcript has a single exon. The coding region runs from base 1 to 990 and encodes 329 amino acids. Gene Ontology annotation, molecular function: S-adenosylmethionine-dependent methyltransferase activity. The record is from RefSeq and is a predicted model, not a curated record.
AUGGCUCCCAUCGACAACUGGUACGACCACAACAAAGCCUUCUGGGACGCAUACCACAUCGGCCGUCCAAACAUCCCCGACUCGUUCUUCAAUCGCAUCUACGACUACCACAAUUCUCACGCCGGGAAAUUCGAUCUAGUACACGAACCCGGCGCAGGCCUCGGGAUCCAUUCUUUACGUCUAGCCGAAAAGUUCUCUCGAGUCCUCAUCACAGACCCUAGUGACCAGAACAUCGAAAGUAUCAAGCAAAGACUCUCAUCACCACCCACGCAGCAGAAUCAUGGCGAAAACCUCGAAAUCCACAAAUCCAAACUAGAAGAUAUCCCAAUUACUCUCCCUCAAACAACCGGAACCGUCGACCUAAUUUUCUGCGCAACAAUGCUCCACUGGACCUCCAUCCUCCCGGCUAUGCAAUCCAUCUCCUCCCAACUCGUCUCACCAACCGGAACCUUCGUCGCCUUCAGCUGCGGAGCCUUACACCUAUACGAAAAAAAGAUCAACGAAAUCUGGAUCCCAAUCAUCCCCUCGGAAACCUCAAAAUUCUUCCGCAGAAAAUACAACGCUUGCUCGACAUCCCAAGAGAAAAAAGCGUUAAUAGAUUGGGCAAUAAUCGGUCGUUCAGCUUAUGAUUCCGUUCUUAUCGAUCCCGACCUCUUUACAGAUGUUCAACGUAUAAAAUUGAACUAUGAUACUCCGGGGUUUGAUUUGAGGACUGCAACGAUUGGGAAUUUCGUCGAUGAUAUUUUUCCUUUGGAUUUGGAGCCUUUUAGUGAGGUAAAGGAAGGGGAAGAUGUUGUGAGGGAAAUGUGUGCUGAGGGAUGGGAGUUUGAGGGGGGCAUUGAUGUUUUGAGAGCUGUGGCGGAGACUUUUCCUAUUGAGAAGGAGAGCGAGAAUUUUAGGACAAGGUGGGCGGAGUUGGAGAGUGUGGUAGGGGAUGGGAAGGUUAAGGGUGUUUGGCCGGUGAGUUUGAUUAUGGCGACGAGGAAGUAA